Molecule: messenger RNA, 911 nt
Organism: Tinamus guttatus (white-throated tinamou)
Lineage: Eukaryota; Metazoa; Chordata; Aves; Tinamiformes; Tinamidae
Source: RefSeq, a predicted model, not a curated record
GGAACAGCUCCGAUGUCCGCCAAGCUCUACGUCCUCAUGCGCUGGCCCGAUGGCAGCCGCGUCAUCAACAUGGAGAACAUCAAGGAGCCGCGGAAGCCCUUCCACCUGUACACGGAGGGCGAGCAGGUGCUGGCCCGCUGCCCCGGCUUCAGUGGCCUCUACUGGGGCAUCGUGGAGGGCAUAAGUGAGCAUAAAGAUAUUUUAGAGAAAAGGCUCCUGGAAGACAGACAGCUUCUGGAGAAGUGGAAUUAUGUGGCCCUGGCAGUGAAGAGGAAAUCGGAUGGUGCCUUGUCUCAGUGCCAGCAGCAUGUCCCUCUGAGCAGUUGUGAAGAACGAAAGCUAGAAGCUUUGCAGGAGGCAGAUAACUUUGAGAGAGUUCAGAAGAAAUUUGUUCCUGGUGAAAUGGAGAGGGCAGAGAAGAUUGAGCAGCUGGAGAGGAUUGUCUUGGACCUCCAACAGGAUGUCCUUGCUCUGAGGAAGAAGGUGCAGAGGCUGGAAUCCCUGUCCUUCCAGGAGGAACCUCACCAACAGCUGUGCGAGGUGGUGGAGCUCUUCAACGGCUACACGAAGGAGCAGCUCAAAGAGGCAAUUCGCUUUGACCAGAAAAUCAGCACAGCCUGCAAGACACUGCUCUACAAGCUCUUCACAUCUGACUAUAUCCAGAGCCACUCCAUCACUGGGCGGAGGGGCAAUACUUUCCGAGAGGCAAAGCCCAUGAUGGAUGAACGAUGCAUCAAAAUCAUUCGGGUACUGUUGAAACAGAAGUUCGGAGAUCACCUCAGUGACACAGUGAUCACAGAGAAGAUACAAAAUGUUCAGAAGGCCCUGAGGCAGAAAUUUAAGACAGAAUGUCUCUGAUGCAUAGAGGAUUUUUUGUCUCUGCUCCUACCAUGCUCAUCAGUGGACCUGAA